Molecule: messenger RNA, 714 nt
Organism: Acanthamoeba castellanii str. Neff
Lineage: Eukaryota; Discosea; Longamoebia; Acanthamoebidae
Product: Ras subfamily protein
Exons: 2
Coding region: 1-714 (237 amino acids)
Molecular function (GO): GTPase activity; GTP binding
Source: RefSeq, a predicted model, not a curated record
AUGGACAACCACAGCAAGAACUCUUCCUGGAUUUCGGGUACCAGCACCACCACAUCGACCCCUUCGACGGGCAAGCGAGCACCCACGGUGAAGCUGCUCAUGAUCGGCAACUCGGGCGUGGGCAAGUCGUGUCUGCUGCUCCGCUUCGCCGACGACGAGUUCAAGCCCUCCUUCCUGCCCACCAUCGGCAUCGACUUCCGAGUGCGUGAGGUCGCCGUCGAAGGCGCCCGCCUGCGACUUCAGAUCUGGGACACCGCCGGCCAAGAGCGCUUCCGGACCAUUACAAAGGCGUACUACCGGGGCGCGCAGGGCGUGGCGCUGGUCUACGACGUGACCGACGCCAAGAGCUUCCAGGCCAUCAGCGGCUGGGCGCAGAGCCUGGACCAGCACGCCUCGCGCCAGGUGUGCAAGGUGCUGGUCGCCAACAAGUGCGACCGGGCCGACCGCCGGGUCAUUUCGACCGAGGAGGGCCAGAAGCUGGCGGCCGACAACGGCUUCCACUACUUCGAGACGUCGGCCAAGACCGGCAUCGCCGUGGAGGACAUGUUCAUGAAGCUGGCCAAGGAGGUCAAGCACCGCGACAUCGAUCCGAUCUUCGGGGCCACGCAGCAGCUGGAGGACGAUGACCUAGACGCGAAGAAGAAGAAGGACGGCAUCAUCAAGCUCGAGCCACCAAGCAAGAAGAACAUCUUCCAGACCUGCUGCUCCUCCUAA